Molecule: messenger RNA, 340 nt
Organism: Dissoconium aciculare CBS 342.82
Lineage: Eukaryota; Fungi; Ascomycota; Dothideomycetes; Mycosphaerellales; Dissoconiaceae
Exons: 1
Coding region: 117-308 (63 amino acids)
Source: RefSeq, a predicted model, not a curated record
GAGUUUUCGCGCGACUAUCAUAAAGUAGCUGUUUGACGCGUCAUCCGUCUCUUUGCUUUUUCCACCCACUGAACACCAGCAUCUCCACGUCACCAGCGGUUCUAGAAUUCCUCGGAAUGGCAUUCAAGCCUCUGACCCAACGUGCUUCGCCAGCUUCGCCAAAGCCACAGUGUGCAUUUGGCCAAACAAGGCGGCAAAGGCGGAGACUCGUCUGCUCAGCGCGUUUUUCCCCUCACAGCGCCGAGCCGCGAAAUCGCACACCGUCAGACACAAGCGAGUCUUGGGGACAUUCCGCGCGUGCGACCUAAUCGCCGUCAAGCACAAUCACGAGAAUCCCAUG